CUCUCUGCUGCUGAGCCGGUCACACACAAAACCUACACAGGAGCGUGUUUAAGAAACUGGUCAAGUUCCAGUAAUGCCACCGUAGUACGGACGCUCCAAGCCGAGAGAUGAUCGCGAAUCAAUUGGCUUCUCAGGCCGGGUUGCGGGUAGGCGCGGGCGCGAGUGCAAUGUACGGUAGUUUGAGUGUCCCGUGGGAUGCCGAGAACAUACUGACAGGGUGUGUUGAACCAGCCACCCAAUGCAGUGUUCGAGACUUGAAUCCAGUCCGGGGCAUCUCUACUUCCGGAUAGCCACGUCACGUACAUCUCGAGCAAUGCCAGGCCGCGUGUCGUCGAUCUACACCUAAAUGUACAGAGAGUCAUGCUGCAAACGCGACAGCGCCUUGGUUGGACGAGAACCCGUCUGCGCCAGGGUUUUGUGUGUGGCGUGUCAAUCGUUGGCUCUGGAUGAGGGCGUCUGGGCUGCAAGUUGGUUUCAUAUAUUCAUAUGCUUAUCAUAUAUACAUUUAUACAUUUAUUGUAAAGCAUUGGCCUACAACCAUUUGCGGAAGUGAGACAACCCGAAACGCAAAAGCCUUGCGAGCCUAGCGACGAUGGCGCGCUCGCGGUGCAAAACGCUGCUGCAUGGAUGCGCAGUCCUUAUGAUAUUGAGAAUAGCGGCAGCAGCGCGCUUUUUGGAGCCGAGCCACGCUUUGCCCUCGUCGAGCGCGGGUCUGCCACUUGCCGGGAGCACCUGGCAGCCCCUCGCCGAAGCAUCCGACGUCGCCAGCAUCCACGCCAGCCCAUCCUCAGCCUCUCCAAAGGUGGCCUCUGGCUAUAUUCGACUGCAUCGGCCGCGGCCCGACACCGAUGCGCGCAUGUUCUACGUCUUCGUGGAGUCCCGGAACCCAACGCCGGAGACGCCCCUAAUACUGUGGCUCACAGGCGGCCCCGGCUGCAGCGGCGAGCUGCCGCUGCUGGUGGAGCAGGGGCCGUACGAGCUUGAGGGAUUCAACGUCAGCACUGGGGCGGGUGGGGACGUGUUGGUACGGCGGCGGCGGUACAGCUGGGACCGGCAGUUCCACCUGCUGUACCUGGACCAACCCGUGGGCACAGGCUUCUCCUACAGCACGGACCCGCACGACAAGGCACACAACGAGCGGGACGUGUCCCGUGACGUGUUGGACUUCCUACGCCAGUUCUAUGCGGCCCGGCCCGGCCUCGCCAACAUCUCCCUGUUUCUCGGUGGAGAGUCAUACGCGGGCCACUAUAUCCCACCCCUGGCCAGCGCCAUCCUCCGCGCCAACGCACGCCGCGACUCCUCGUCGCUGCGCAUCCCGCUGCGGGGCGUCGCCAUCGUCAACGGCUACUUCGACCCGGGCGUGCAGUACUCAUCAAUGGCGGAUUACGUGUACAGCAACGGACUCAUCAGUACCCAGCUGCGAGCGAGCAUCAACAGGUGGAUGCCGCUGUGCCGCGGCGCCGCCCGGCUGUGCGGCGUGAGCCGCUGGGGCUGGGCCUGCAAGGCCGCGGCCUGGACCUGUGACGCUCUGUCGUUCCAGCGCCUGACUCGCGCGCUGCCGCACACCAACUGGGCUGACAUACGCAUGGUGUGCGAUCCCGCAUCCCGCCCGCUCGGCACGCCGUGCUACUACAACUUCAGCGCAAUCCACCGCUACUGGAACCGUCCUGACGUGCAGGCGGAGGUGGGUGUGCCCGCUGCCGCCAACAUCACGUGGGUGGGCUGCAAGGAUGCGGACAUGUCAGCAGACUUCCUAGCCGACAUCGGCAGCUCCUUCUCUUGGAUGCUGCCGCCGCUCAUGGACGCGGGUGUGCGGGUGCUGCUGAUCCACGGGGACAAAGACAUCGUGUGCAACUGGCUCGGCGCCGAGCGGAUGCUUGACGGCCUGCGCUGGGCGCGGGCGGCGGAGUGGCGUGACGUGAAACCCGUGAACCUGACGGUGGCCGGCGCGGUGGCGGGCUCAGUGCGACAGCUGGGGCCCCUGGCCUUUGUCCGCCUGUACGAUGCGGGCCACAUUGCAGUCAUGGACCAGCCGGGCGCCGCGAUGGCGCUCAUGCGCCGCUUCGCAGCAGGCCAGCCACUGGCACAGCAGGAGGAACCCGAGAGCGGGAUCCAAGCUGGAGGGGAGGGGCGGGAGACUGCAGCAGCACGUAGAUAGUUAGGAGGGGGUGCUGGGUGCAGCCGUGCAGGGUACGGCGGCGGUGUAGGUGCGGCGGCAUGGGUUUGGGCAUGGGCUUGGGGAUCAUAACAGCGACAGGCAGCUGCAUGUGUCUAGGGCAACUUCGUUGUUUAUUGUAC
Chlamydomonas reinhardtii is the source of this 2298-nucleotide messenger RNA. RefSeq lists its product as uncharacterized. Gene Ontology annotation, biological process: proteolysis. Bases 641 to 2158 code for a protein of 505 amino acids. The transcript has 12 exons. Gene Ontology annotation, molecular function: serine-type carboxypeptidase activity. NCBI's taxonomy places the organism in Eukaryota, Viridiplantae, Chlorophyta, Chlorophyceae, Chlamydomonadales, Chlamydomonadaceae. The record is from RefSeq and is a predicted model, not a curated record.